Messenger RNA from Nycticebus coucang (slow loris), 3785 nucleotides. RefSeq names its product KH domain containing 4, pre-mRNA splicing factor (gene KHDC4). Gene Ontology annotation, cellular component: nucleus. Gene Ontology annotation, molecular function: RNA binding. The transcript is spliced from 13 exons. Bases 42 to 1568 code for a protein of 508 amino acids. The record is from RefSeq and is a predicted model, not a curated record. NCBI's taxonomy places the organism in Eukaryota, Metazoa, Chordata, Mammalia, Primates, Lorisidae.
UAGUGGGGUAGUUGGCGGGUGGUUGAGUGGAGCCGGUCGCCAUGUCCGCCGGGAGCGCGACACAUCCUGGAGCUGGCGGGCGCCGCAGCAAAUGGGACCAACCAGCUCCAGCCCCCCUUCUCUUCCUUCCGCCAGCGGCCCCAGGUGGGGAGGUCACCAGCAGUGGGGGAAGCCCUGGGGGCACCACAGCUGCUCCCUCAGGAGCUUUGGAUGCAGCCGCUGCUGUGGCUGCCAAGAUCAAUGCUAUGCUUAUGGCCAAAGGAAAGCUGAAACCAACUCAGAAUGCUUCUGAGAAGCUUCAGACUCCUGGCAAAGGCCUAACUAGCAAUAAAAGCAAGGAUGACCUGGUGGUAGCUGAAGUAGAAAUUAAUGAUGUGCCUCUCACAUGUAGGAACUUGCUGACUCGAGGACAGACUCAAGAUGAGAUCAGCCGACUUAGUGGGGCUGCAGUGUCCACUCGAGGGAGGUUCAUGACAACUGAGGAGAAGGCCAAAGUGGGACCAGGGGAUCGUCCAUUGUAUCUUCAUGUUCAGGGCCAGACACGGGAAUUGGUGGACAGAGCUGUAAACCGGAUCAAAGAAAUUAUCACCAAUGGAGUGGUGAAAGCUGCCACAGGAACAAGUCCAACUUUUAAUGGUGCAACAGUAACUGUCUAUCACCAGCCUGCACCGAUAGCUCAGCUGUCUCCAGCUGUUAGCCAGAAGCCUCCCUUCCAGUCAGGGAUGCAUUAUGUUCAAGAUAAAUUAUUUGUGGGUCUGGAACAUGCUGUGCCCACAUUUAAUGUCAAAGAGAAGGUGGAAGGUCCAGGCUGCUCCUAUUUGCAGCACAUUCAGAUGGAAACAGGUGCCAAAGUCUUCCUACGGGGCAAAGGUUCAGGCUGUAUUGAGCCAGCAUCUGGCCGAGAAGCUUUUGAACCUAUGUAUAUUUACAUCAGUCAUCCCAAACCAGAAGGCCUGGCUGCUGCUAAGAAACUCUGUGAGAAUCUCUUGCAAACAGUUCAUGCUGAAUAUUCUAGAUUUGUCAAUCAAAUUAAUUCUGCUGUACCUUUACCAGGCUAUACACAACCCUCUGCUAUAAGUAGUGUCCCUCCUCAACCACCAUAUUAUCCAUCCAAUGGCUAUCAGUCUGGUUACCCUGUUGUUCCCCCUCCUCAGCAGCCAGUUCAACCUCCCUAUGGAGUACCAAGCAUAGUGCCACCAGCUGUUUCACUGGCACCUGGAGUCUUGCCAGCAUUACCUACUGGAGUCCCACCUGUGCCAACACAAUACCCGAUAACACAAGUGCAGCCUCCAGCUAGCACUGGACAGAGUCCAAUGAGUGGUCCUUUUAUUCCUGCUGCUCCUGUCAAAGCUGCUCUGCCUGCUGGCCCCCAGCCCCAGCCCCAGCCCCCACUUCCAACUCAGCCCCAGGCACAGAAGAGGCGAUUCACAGAGGAGCUACCAGAUGAACGGGAAUCUGGACUUCUUGGAUACCAGGUACAGGCUUCUCCAGUCAGAAUGAGAUUGAAGGUGCAGGAUCGAAGCCGGCAAGUUCCUCAGGCAAAGAGCGAGAGAGGGACAGGCAGUUGAUGCCUCCACCAGCCUUUCCAGUGACUGGAUUAAAAACAGAGUCUGAUGAAAGGAACGGGUCUGGGACUUUAACAGGGAGCCAUGGUAAGUCAAGUGUUACUGGGGGAUCAGGAAUGACUAAGUAAGACUGGUCUAAAGAUGUUAGUUUUCUAACCUGAUGUUCAUUCAGGUGUUUUAUCCAAUCUGUUGUAAUCUACUGGCUAAUGAGAAAACUUUUUUCCUAUUUAUAAGGACAGCUUUUUUUUUUUUUUUUUCAACCAACGUGUCUAGAAAAGAGUCAGUCGACUUACAUUUUAUGCAUAGCGUCAGUGACAUUAAAACCUAGGAAAUUCUAGUAAUUGGUAGGUCAUUUCAAAAUUAUGUUGCCUGCGUUGUCUAGUACUUGGAGAUAAUCUGAUACAGACUUAAAAGACUGAAUUUUCUUUGUAUUGGGAGCUCAGCUAUAUUUCCUCUCAUAGCUCUGUUGGUCCAUAAUGGUCAGCCUUAUGGGUGUUAUGUAAAAUGUUGCUUUUUAGCAUGCCAGAACUGUUAAGUCCUGUAGAGGUAUUUGGGAUCAUUUUUGUUCUUUGCCUGUAGUCAUAAUAAAAAUAAACAGAAGAAAAUACAUAUUUUUCUUUUCUUAACUUCUUUUCUUUUAACUCUUUAAAAGGUGAAAUAUCAGCCUUCAGACUCACUUGCUAACUUUCCUUUUUCUUUUUUUUUUCUUUUUUUGUGUUUCUUUUUUCUUUCUCUGUUUUCUUACAUGGUUCUGGUGGAUUCACAUAUGCUGAUGCUGGUGCUGUUUUUCGUGUGAUCUUCAACGUUUUUGGGUGACCAUUGACCCUGUGACCUCAAAAUGGUGUCCAACUAACCACUUACAAUUAACGUCUUUUUUUUAUUAACGAAUUUAUGGUAUUAUUUUUUUUUCUUGGUGGGGAAUGGGGUUGGGGUUUUUUUUCUUUAUUCUAGAUUAUCCAGCCAAGAAGAUGAAAACUACAGAGAAGGGAUUUGGCUUGGUGGCUUAUGCUGCAGAUUCAUCUGAUGAAGAGGAGGAACAUGGAGGUCAUAAAAAUGCAAGUAGUUUUCCACAGGGCUGGAGUCUGGGAUAUCAAUACCCUUCAUCACAACCACGAGCUAAACAACAGAUGCCAUUCUGGAUGGCCCCUUAGGAAACAGUGGAACAGAGUUUUGACCCUCGGUGACUUCUUAGCAAUAAUGCAUGCAUUUGAUUUAACAAGACUCUGGGGCCUAUACUGGGAACCAUCGUGGACCUUUGCAGAAGUUAGAGAUGCAAUGCCCCCUUUCCUAAAGGGGCUGCAUUCUUUUUAAAACAUCCUUAUUUCUGCAGUGGCAUAGCAUCUAUCAAAAUUUACUUAGAAUCACAAAUUUGUCUCAGAAGCUUUUUAACAGUUGGUGAAGUAUGCUUGUCCAACAAAGCAUCCUAACUACAUUUUACCUGAUCCAGCCUUUUCCAGAUGACUAGUCCCAACUCUGACAUAAAGUUUUAUUUGUAUUUUACUACUGUUUGGUCAAUUUUGAUAAUAACUGAUUACAAGCAAAUCCUUACUAUUAAUUAGUGGGGAAAUGAUUUUAAGACCAUCCUUUUCAGCACUUAAUUCUAAGAGAUCCUCAUCCGUUUCAUUUUGGAUUCUUUCUGUUUUGGAAGAUGCUGUUUUACUAAUUUAAAACUUGGAGAUAGCUGGAUCUGGGAUAGGAAAAUGAAGUUAUUUUUUCAUUGUGUGUGUGUGUUUUUUUUUUUAAUUCUGAUGAUCCAAAGCUGACACCUUCAGGAACAUUGUGUCAGAUAGCCAUUGCUGUUUUUAUAGCCCUUCUAAGCUCCUUAUCUUCAGCUGGGUCAGAGAAAACUACUUGACUAAAACAGGUCAGAACUCAUCACAAAUGAAACACAGUGGUCUGUCUCUCUCAGAACUGGUUGCAGCUAAAGUAAGAGAGAUCUGACUGCUUGGAAUAGGAUGGUGGACUUAGUGACUGAAAUUGCAACUUGUCCUUUUUCUUGGCAUUACAGGUUUUGCCAAAAGAACUUUUUUAUAUCAAACAUUGAUAUGUGAAAAUGAAGGAGCUAGUCUGCUGAACCAAGAGUAGUUUGAGAUACUGAACUGUCAUUUUUGCACAUUUGAAUACUUUGCAGGCUGGCUUUGUAUAAACUUAUCCUCUGGUUUCCUAUAUGUUGUAAAUAUUUAGACCAUAAUUUCAUUAUAAAUAAAUGUAUAAAUAUUC